Molecule: messenger RNA, 210 nt
Organism: Trichomonas vaginalis G3
Lineage: Eukaryota; Parabasalia; Trichomonadida; Trichomonadidae
Exons: 1
Coding region: 1-210 (69 amino acids)
Source: RefSeq, a predicted model, not a curated record
AUGUCCAAAGAGGUUACACAAGUUUCAGUCCAAUCAGACUCCAAUCAGACACAAAUUGAAGCUCAAAUUCAACCAAAAGAAACUGCAGAAGUCGAACAAACAUCAGAGCAACCUUCAGAACAAACAAUAACACAACAAACUACAGAAGCUCAAGUUGUUUCAGUCCAAUCAGACUCCAAUCAGACAAAAACAUACGCAAAGUUCAACUAA